CUUUAUAAACUUUGCAAACCCUCGGUUUCGUAUUUGUUCGCCGUCACGGGUAGCACUGAAAAACCCUAGCCUUUCGUUUGUUGCAGAGGAGAACGAAGAUGAAGUACAAUCCGAGAGUUUCCAGCUCUCGCCGCAAGAACCGGAAGGCCCACUUUACGGCGCCUUCGAGUGUUCGGCGUGUGAUUAUGAGCGCGCCGCUCUCGAAUGACCUCCGCUCAAAGUACAACGUGAGAUCCAUGCCCGUUCGCAAAGACGAUGAGGUUCAGGUUGUUCGAGGUACCUACAAGGGACGUGAGGGUAAGGUCGUUCAAGUUUACCGUCGAAAAUGGGUCAUCCAUAUCGAGCGGAUUACCCGCGAGAAGGUAAAUGGACAAACCGUCAAUGUUGGGAUCAAUCCAUCAAAAGUGGUGAUUACGAAGCUGAGGCUGGAUAAGGAUCGCAAGUCAUUGCUUGAUCGCAAGGCUAAGGGUCGUGCGGCUGCUGACAAGGACAAGGGAACCAAAUUCACUGCUGAGGACAUUAUGCAAAGUGUUGAUUAGUCGGUGAAUUUCUCGAAUUAUUAGAUCUCUUUUCAAUUAGAGGAAACUGAUAUUCCGUUUAUUAGCAUCACUGUGUUUCUUUUUACAUUUAAGGUCUUGUGUGUUUUUCUGAACAAAUUCCAGUAUCUGGAGGCCUUUUUGUUAUGCUUUAAUGGAAGUUUUGAAAUUAUUGGUAA
Molecule: messenger RNA, 715 nt
Organism: Prosopis cineraria
Lineage: Eukaryota; Viridiplantae; Streptophyta; Magnoliopsida; Fabales; Fabaceae
Product: 60S ribosomal protein L26-1-like
Exons: 1
Coding region: 99-539 (146 amino acids)
Biological process (GO): cytoplasmic translation; ribosomal large subunit biogenesis
Cellular component (GO): cytosolic large ribosomal subunit; ribosome
Molecular function (GO): RNA binding; structural constituent of ribosome
Source: RefSeq, a predicted model, not a curated record